Messenger RNA from Peniophora sp. CBMAI 1063, 984 nucleotides. Lineage: Eukaryota; Fungi; Basidiomycota; Agaricomycetes; Russulales; Peniophoraceae. The record is from the annotation of a GenBank genome assembly.
AUGGACGAGCCCGAUCCGGAGUCUCACCCUCGUCUCAGCCAGUAUAAGUAUUCAGACUGGGGUAUACCCACGACCGCUCUCAGUUCUCCCUCUGCAUCUCCCUCUCAUCUGAGCCUGCGAGACGCCCGCAGCAUAAUACAAAGCGGGCACCUUGGAACCUCGUUCUCGGAGUUCGUGCAAGCAGUGCACGGCGGCGGCAUUCUCUUCCACGUCUUCGGAUCGGAGGAGAUGUGCAGACGCGUUCUCGCUGUUGCCGUCUACUUCAACUAUGCAGACCCCGCGAAACCUCAUACUGUGCUCUCGUCAACAGCAACUGUAGAUCUCUACCGCGAGGGACGUGUCACACCGCUCAUCAGCAAUGCCUUUGCCCUCCGCACACGCACGAGCUCAUCCGUCGGAAGGAACGCUCAUACUUACCGGUCAAAGUCCGGCCAUGAUUGGUACAUAAUCGACGUCAAAGGGACCGACUCGGACUUAUCGCGCAUCAUACCGCUAGGUCUCUACGUGCCGCAAAAGCCGGAGUCACCGACUCGUUCGACGGCCAUGUUGCAUGAUGUGGAACCCGUCCCUUUUUGGGCCGUCAGCGGAGAGGGCGUGCUGGGUGUACCUGUGUCGCAAGUGGGCUUCGAUGGCAGAUUGCAGCACGGACAUAGGCCGCUAUGGCGUGCUGAUGGGAGAAAGCGGAAGAUAGUGCGCAUCAAGGUUCAGUGGCCCGGUUACGUUCCUCGGCAGGAGACGAUCAGUCUCGACGACAGCAGUGCCGAGAGCGCGAACACGUUCAACAAUCUUGUCGAGCAAGUUAAGGGCAAGCUUUGCAAGUUCAUCCUCGAUAAUGCGAUGGUACCGGUUGAUGGCGAAAAUAACAGGCGAUGGCAAUUUGGUGAUGGACCCGGCGAGAUUACGGUGCGGAACGUGUUAUUGCUUGCGCUCGUUAUGGAGCCUUCAGCAGUUAUGAUACCCAUCCUUAGAGUACGCGACUUGUAA